AUGGCUUUCGUAAGCUUACUUGAAAUCUCUAUUGCUUUCUUUUGUUUCCUUAUCUUUCAAGUUUUCUUGAUCAGCAAAAAACCUCACCGCUCCUUUCUCACAAACUGGCCGUUACUUGGUAUGCUUCCGGGUUUGCUCCUCGAGAUCACUCGUGUUUACGACUAUCUAACCGAGGUUCUUGAGGACUCGAACUUAAACUAUCUUUUCAAAGGUCCUUUUUGCGGAGGCCUCGACAUGUUGUUCACCGUUGAUCCUGCUAAUAUCCAUCACAUUAUGAGCUCAAACUUCGCAAACUACCCGAAAGGAACCAAAUUCAAGAAGCUAUUCGACGUUUUGGGAGAUGGGAUUUUCAACGCAGAUUCAGAGCUGUGGAAGGAUCUGAGGAAAUCAGCUCAAAGUAUGAUGAUAAAUCCUGAUUUUCAAAGGUUUUCGUUGGCUACAAGCUUGAGUAAGCUAGAAAAAGGUCUUGUUCCACUUCUUGACCACGUUGCUAAAGAGAAGGUCGUUGUGGACUUGGAAGAUGUUUUCCAAAGAUUCACUUUCGACACUACGUGUGUUUUAGCGACUGGAUAUGAUCCGGGUUGUCUCUCGGUUGAUAUGCCGGAUAUCGAGUUUGCAAGAGCUUUAGAUGAUGCAGAGGAAGCGAUAUUCUUCAGACAUGUCAAGCCGGAGAUCUUGUGGAAGAUGCAAAGCUUCAUUGGGUUAGGAGAUGAGAGGAAGAUGAUUAAAGCUCGCAUGACUUUUGAUCGUGUUUGCUCCAAGUACAUAGCGUCCAAGAGAGAUGAGGCAAGCCGUGGGAUUAACAAAGUUGAUUCUCCUUCUCAAGAUUUGCUGACGUCUUACAUGAAUUUGGACACGACCAAGUUCAAGUUGUUGGAUCCGAGUGACGACAGAUUCCUUAGAGACACGAUCUUGACCUUCGUGUUAGCGGGUAGAGAUACAACAGGAUCUGCUCUGACCUGGUUCUUCUGGCUUCUAUGUAAGAACCAAGACGCCAUAGCCAAGAUUCGUCAAGAAAUCAACACAAACCUGUCUCCAAGAACCAAGACAGAUGCUUUUAACUCUGAUGCUGAUUCUGAUUCAUUCAAUCCCCAGGAGUUGAAGAAGCUGGUGUAUCUACAUGGCGCACUUAGCGAAGCCCUCAGGCUCUAUCCACCUGUUCCCUUCCAACACAAGUCUCCUACUCAAACCGACGUUCUUCCAAGCGGACACAAAGUCGAAGCAAACUCGAAGAUCUUGUUCUGUCUCUACUCAUUAGGGAGAAUGAAAUCGGUUUGGGGAGAAGAUGCGUUGGAAUUUAAACCGGAGAGAUGGAUUUCUGAGAAAGGAACGUUGGUACAUGAGCCAUCUUAUAAGUUCUUGUCCUUUAACGCCGGUCCAAGAACUUGUUUGGGGAAAGAAGUGGCUAUGAUGCAAAUGAAGACAGUGGCUGUGAAAAUCAUACAAAACUAUGAAAUUGAGGUCGUUGAAGGGCACAAGAUCGAGCCAGCUCCUUCCGUUAUUCUCCACAUGAAGCAUGGUCUCAAAGUCACGGUUUCUAAGAUAUGUUUGGUCUGA
Molecule: messenger RNA, 1557 nt
Organism: Thlaspi arvense
Lineage: Eukaryota; Viridiplantae; Streptophyta; Magnoliopsida; Brassicales; Brassicaceae
Source: the annotation of a GenBank genome assembly